CUCCGCAGUGCUGCCUGUCUACGAGGAGUGCGUUUGAUUGUUGCAGGGCUCAAUGGCGGACAGAGCAGGAUAGACGCAUUAGCACUGAGGACAAUAACAUCUCGUCUGUGUGGAUUCUCGGCGUGCCCAGAGGUGCGACGCCUUAAUCGGUCUUUUUCUUGAGCUAAAGUCAAAUAAAGAGUCCGUGCAGCCUUUUCCCUGCUCGUCUUUCAGCGUGUUUGAGUUCUCAUCCCAAGCGGAGAAGUUACACUGUUCAUGGUGGCUCACUGAAGGCAGCUAGCUUGCGAGCAAACCAUGGGGGAGUCUCUCGAAUUGAUAGGGAAGCGUCUGCUUUUGCUCCUCGACGAGGGCAGGUCUGCAAACGGGUCUGAGCCGGAGCAGGCUACCUGGGCCCGGGACUGGCUCAGGGGGACGGUGCGGGCAGUCAGCGUCAUUGGCCUGGUCGCUCCGGAGGGUCGCGGAGGAGAGGCGACAACCACAUCCAGUUCUGCUGCGGGGCUGACGGUGUUUGUGGAGUUUGAGAACGCCUCUCAGCGGUGUUCUUGGGUACAGGUGUACGACGACGGGGUGAAAGCCGUGCUGGUGGAGGAGUCCAUUGUUUGGGCCAGUCGGAGUGAUAGUGCUGGAACUGCUGGAAACGCAGCAUCAACCACAGCCUGGCCUGCCUUGGCCUUCCGCUCCCUUGUGGACAGAGUUGGUUUAGGAUCGUUGGUUGCUGUGGAGUAUUUCGGAAACAAGAACUUUGAGUUCCUGCCUAAUAACAAAACUGUCCAGAGGUUUGAGGUUGAUAAAGACAUAGGACAUCCUUUGUUGUUGGAGCAGCCCUCUGUGCAUGCUGCCAUCUCCAGCUGGCACACUGACUUUGAACUUCAGGAGAUCUUCAGGAAGGGUUCGUUCACUGUUCAAGGACGUAGGGUUCGUGUGUACCAGCCAGAGUUUGAGGAGUGCUGGGCCUCAGGACUGGUCUCUCGGCACGAUCCAAUCUCACACAUCAUGGAGAUCACUUUGGAUAAGGGUGAAGGAAAUCAGAUGGUAGAUCCUCGUGUGAUACAUGUCAUGCUCACUGAGGAGCUUGGUAAGAAUGGGCGGCGAAGGAAGGACAGUGAAACAAUGAAGGGUGACGGCGGACGUAGACGUAGGACUGCCUCCGAAGGUGAGGAUGACUUGAACUUGAAACGCUUCAAAGGAGCAGGAGAUGCCGCAGCCGAUGGGGAGAACUGUGCCGAUUCCAACAAGACUCCUGCAGAAGCGAUGGGAGUCUGGGGUGGAGACUCGGGCGAAAGAGUCAGCAGCACAACCAAAAACGGAAGCUCUUCAGAGGGACCUUUUCCUCAGGGCAGAGUGUCAUCCCCCAACACCAAUACCCCACUCCAGAUGGACCAAUCCAAUGCCACUCCUCCUCGUUAUCCUGCCCACGUCAAAGAAAACGGUCGUUCAAUCUCCACGCAAGGGGCAGCAGACUCCACAACAACCGCUAGUCACACCCCUACCCCCCCUCCCCUCAAACCAGCCCCCUCUCCUUUCUCCACCACAUCUUUCCCUUCACUCGGCCAGAUGCCAAGCCUGGUCCCUGGAGCACCAGCCCCCAAGGCCUCCCCAUCCCCCCAGCCAGACAGAGAGGAGGCCUCCCAGUCGGCCUUCUCUAAAACAGCUGCUCUUGUUUCCCCGGGGCCUGUCACCAUUUCUUGGUCACAUGACAGCGGCCCUAGUGUGGCACUGUCUGCUUCUGUGGGUUUUAGUCCUAAAGCUCCCGCCUGGGGAAGCCAAACUGAGGGCUCUAAAAUGGCUCCAGCUUUCCGUUUGCCCCAGUCCACUGCUCCUGUUUUUGGAGAAGUCACUUCUCAGACGAAUGGAGCUUCCACUACUACUACAACCCCCCAAGACACUCCAAGGCCCUUUGGUUUCGGCUUUAGCGGGGCAAAGAACAAGACUCAAUCCCCGCAAGACCAAAACUUGUUUUUCCAGUGUAUGACCCAGAAUUCUGGCUCCAGCCCGAGCCUAGCUGCUGGUCAGACCCAGUCCAAGGACACCAGUUACUUCAACACUGUGUCUGAGAGCCUGAGCAAAGAACCCCCGAGCCUUUUCAAGCCUGCUGCCUCCAGUGAAGCUCUGAAGAAGCCUGAGCAGCCCAAAGUGCCUGAGACCCAUCCGACAGGAAAUGGUGUGCUCAACAAACCUUCAUCAGCCUUCCAGGGCAUGGGUGGCUCUGCGGCUGGGAGAGGCUCUGGUCUAAGUAUUGGUGGUCUAGCUACUCAAAGUACUUCUAAGAGGAGCAGUAAUGAUGGCAUGUCCAUGGGGAGCUUAGGCUUGCAAUCUGGUUUUAAUACCUCAGAUAGCCACCAGAAUCUUUUUCUGCAGGCCUCCAAAGAGCCCACGAAUCCUUUUCUAGCAUAUGGGGAUAAAACCUCCCACACCUCCUUUGCUGGACUCAGUGGUGCUGAACCACAGACUGUUGGUCCUUCCCCAGACAGCAAAUCAAACCUGUUCACCAUGGCAGAGCCACCUAAAGGGAUUCUGUCUUCCCCGUUCUCAGCUCUUUCUGCAGCCGCCUCCCCCAGCUCCUCUUCCUCUCCAGCACCGGCUUCAUCACAUAGGGCACAGACUGAAGGGACUGUGACAAAGGAAGAGCAGGAAGCUAGUGAGAUGCCUUCAUCCACCUCAGGCUGCCCCAUGUUUGGAAGUACUGGCCCUAGAGCAAUGGAGGACCUUCCUGUGUCCUUUGACCAGAGCCAAUCGCAGAAGUUUUCCCUAGAGGAAAGAGGUCAAUCAUCCAAACGUGACUCUGACUCCAGCAGCAACAGCGACCUGUCAGACUUGAGUGAGAACGAGGAGGGCUUAGAGAAAGGCCCAGUCCCAGGCGGACCAUCACACCCUGCAAAGGAUGCAGCCAUGUUGCAGAAAGCUAAAGUCCAAGGGGCUCCGAAGAGUCGUCCACGUAACAAGCCCUUUAAAGUGGGCCAGUCUGUACUAAAAGACCAGAGCAAAGUGCGCCGUUUGAAGCAGUCUGGUGAGUCCUUUCUACAGGAUGGCUCCUGCAUCAACGUGGCACCUCACCUGCAUAAAUGCCGCGAGUGCCGCCUGGAGCGUUACAGAAAAUAUCGAGCUCCAGAUGAUGACAGCGAUGAUGAAGACGAUCCCAACGUGGCCUGUCGUUUUUUCCAUUUCAGAAGGUUGGCUUUCACUCGUAAAGGUGUCCUUCGUGUGGAAGGCUUUCUGAGCCCUCAGCAGAGCGAUGCCAUGGCCAUGGGUCUGUGGUUGCCUGCACCAGCUGUCCAAGAGGGUCUGGACCUUGAUACAUCCAAGUACAUCCUGGCCAAUGUGGGAGACCAGUUCUGUCAGUUGGUCAUGUCGGAGAAGGAGGCGAUGAUGAUGGUGGAGCCUCACCAAAAAGUGGCUUGGAAGCGUGCGGUGCGAGGGGUCAGAGAAAUGUGUGAUGUGUGUGAGACCACUCUAUUCAACAUCCACUGGGUGUGUCGCAAGUGUGGUUUCGGAGUGUGUCUGGACUGCUAUCGGCUUCGCAGGAACAGGCCAAGGGAGGAUGUUGAUGAGGGUCCAGAAGAUGAGGUGUUCGCCUGGUUAAAAUGUGCCAAAGGACAACCUCAUGAGCCACAGAACCUCAUGCCUACACAGAUUAUACCUGGAACAGCUCUUUACAACAUAGGUGACAUGGUACACUCAGCAAGAGGCAAGUGGGGAAUUAAGGCUAAUUGUCCAUGUGCAAGUCGACACACCAAGCCUCUAGUGCGCCCCAGUGCCCCCAAUGGGAUUUCACAGCAGUCUGCAUCAAGCAGUGGUAGCAUCAUCUCAGCUGCAACCCCUGGCAUUGGCACGACUCCAAAAUCAGAGGGAGAAACAUCAGUGAUCAAGACAGAACCUACACAAACAGCAGCUCCAUCAGACAGUGGGGGAGGGGAAAGUGUAGGCAGCACCAGUAACUCCACCAGUGGUACAUCCUCCCCCUGUAACCUCUCUCAGUCCUCUGCAAAGGAGCCACGCUCAUCAGGAGAGGGCAACAGCUCUGCUCUGCACUGGCUGGCAGACCUGGCCACACAGAAAGCUAAGGAUGACACUAAGGAAUCCGGUUCACUCCGCUCUAUGAUGAGUCGAGACAGCCGGCCCCCCUUUGGCCUGGACUCGCUCAGUGCACUGUCUAAGCCUUCUGCUUCCAGCCCUAAGCUUUUUAACAGCCUGUUACUAGGCUCCAGCAUGGCCCAGUCCAAACCUGAGGGGUCCAGUCUCCGGGACCUGCUCAACUCUGGACCAGGGAAACUCCCCCAGGGGCCUGGAGAGAGUGGUGUACCAUUCCCUUCUGUCUUUACCUCAGCAGGCAGUGACAAGCUGAAGAGCAGUCUCCCCAACUUUCUGGAUCACAUAAUCGCCUCAGUUGUGGAGACCAAGAAGGCAGAAGGCCGUCGGACCGGGGCCUCUGAAGGAGGAGAGCUGGGUGUGUUGGGGGGCCGCAAAGACGGCGUAAUGGGCCUUAGUGUUCUAGAGCCGCACACCUCCCACUCCUGGCUCUGUGAUGGGCGACUUCUCUGCCUUCAAGAUCCCAGCAACAGCAACAACUGGAAGAUCUUCAGAGAGUGCUGGAAGCAGGGACAGCCUGUGUUGGUGUCAGGGAUACAUAAACGUCUGAAAGGAGGGUUAUGGCAUCCCGAUGCCUUCAGCAAAGAGUUUGGAGACCAGGAUGUCGACCUGGUCAAUUGUAGAAACUGUGCUAUCAUCUCUGAUGUGAAGGUGCGGGACUUCUGGGACGGCUUCCAGGUCAUCUCCAAGCGACUGCAAGAUAGUGGGGGCCAGCCCAUGGUGUUAAAAUUAAAGGAUUGGCCUCCAGGUGAAGACUUCAGAGACAUGAUGCCAACACGGUUUGAAGAUCUGAUGGAUAACCUCCCCUUACCUGAGUACACAAAAAGAGACGGUCGUCUUAACCUUGCCGCCCGCCUGCCUAACUUUUUUGUGCGUCCGGAUCUUGGACCUAAGAUGUAUAAUGCCUAUGGCUUAACUUCGUCUGAAGACAGGAAGGUGGGAACAACUAACCUCCACCUGGAUGUGUCUGAUGCUGUCAAUGUCAUGGUCUAUGUUGGCAUCCCUCAAAUAGAAGGAGACCAGGAGCAUGAGGCAGAUAUCUCUGGACGCAAAGAGGUCAUGAUCACUAUCGAGGAGGGUGAUGUGGAUGAAAUGACCAAGAGGAGGGCGUUUGAGGGAGAGGAGAAACCUGGAGCUCUAUGGCACAUCUAUGCUGCCAAGGAUGCUGAGAAAAUCAGAGAACUUCUCCGCAAGGUGGGAGAAGAGCAGGGUCAAGAGAACCCUCCAGACCAUGACCCCAUUCAUGACCAGAGCUGGUACCUGGAUCAGACGCUCCGCCGCAGGCUAUAUGAGGAAUAUGGCGUCCAGGGUUGGGCGAUUGUACAGUUCUUAGGAGAUGCUGUUUUUAUCCCAGCUGGAGCUCCACAUCAGGUGCACAACCUGUACAGCUGUAUCAAGGUGGCAGAGGACUUUGUGUCUCCUGAGCAUGUCAGGCACUGUUUCAGACUGACUCAGGAGUUUAGACAUCUGUCUACUACUCAUACAAACCAUGAGGACAAGCUACAGGUGAAGAACAUCAUCUAUCACGCAGUGAAGGACGCUGUUGGAACCCUGAAGGCCCAUGAACCUAAACUAGCACGUCCUUAGUUCCUCUCACUUAAUGUUGUCCCAGCAGAACCAGCCUUUGACAACCAGGCCACUACACACACACACACACACACACACACACACACACACACACACACACACACACACACACACACACACACACACACACACACACACACACACACACACACACACACACUUGUGUGCAUUACAUACCUACAUACAGAAGUACAAGCUGCAGAAUGCAGAGUACAAAGAUAGAGAAUAGUUUUUGGGGAGCAGUGACAGUCUUGAUUUAGGGAGGGAUUGGACAGGGAGGAGCUAGUCAGCACGUUGAUGAAGGAAGUCCUUUAUCGCUGUUACACAGUAUGUUCAAACUUGUCUAGUUGUUUUCCAAUUUUUAUUUUUUAACUCUGUAUUUAAGGUCAGUGUGUUCUGUUUUCAUUGUAUACGUAAGAUGUGAGAGUAAGGGAGGUUAAAGCUGACGUGCCUUUGGAGCAGAGGUUCAGCUUCUAUAUAAGUUGACUGACAAAAUGUGAGUACCAGGCUAACUUUCCUAUUUCAGUGACGUUGAUAUUAUUUUUCUUCGAUAGGAACAAGGUUAACCUGUUUUUUUUGUAGAUUUUUUUUUGUCGUUGAUGUUGGAGUUUUUAAAUUAAGCUGAUUGCUUCUGCCCUCUGUGGCUGAGAUGAAUUUGCUAAGCAGCUAGUGAGGGGAAGCAGACCAAAGUUUUGUAUUUUUUUGUUUUCUUUUUUCAGUUUUAGAGUAAGAAGUCUUUUCUUUUUAUACACUGCAAAGUAUAGAUCAGGGAGGACUUCAGAGAAAGCUUUUUUUUUUGCCUCCCAUCUUUGUCCUUUGGGCUGAAUGAACUGCAGACUUCCAACAACAUUGUUCAAGAAUCACAAUUGCAGCUGAACAGAACUACUGGCCAUUAACAAUGUAUCAAUAUAUUGAUCUUAGCAGUCUGUUUGAUUUUUCACAAUAAAGUUUACAAAAACGAA
This is a messenger RNA of Notolabrus celidotus (New Zealand spotty), 6635 nucleotides long. It is a transcript of the gene kdm3b, whose product is annotated as lysine (K)-specific demethylase 3B. Gene Ontology annotation, biological process: regulation of transcription by RNA polymerase II. The record is from RefSeq and is a predicted model, not a curated record. The transcript has 25 exons. Gene Ontology annotation, cellular component: histone deacetylase complex; chromatin. NCBI's taxonomy places the organism in Eukaryota, Metazoa, Chordata, Actinopteri, Labriformes, Labridae. Bases 295 to 5673 code for a protein of 1792 amino acids. Gene Ontology annotation, molecular function: chromatin DNA binding; transcription coregulator activity; histone H3K9 demethylase activity.